CGAUGAGAUUACAUGCUUCCAUGGAGCUGUUGUGCAUCGUGGCGCGGCCGAUCCAAGUCGAUUCCCACUCGGCGCCGAUGCGGCCAGAUUCGAUGAUAAUUGUUCUGGCCAUUUUGAGAGUUGGCACCGAUGUCAGGACAUCGGACGUCUGAUUGGCAACUCUCGCCUGCGAGGGCGUCGCAGUCGCAGGCGGGCGCCGCAGCACCAGGCCCCGGCGCUGGCGCCGCGGCGCCGCCGGGGAUCUCGGGCGAGCAGCGGCUGCAGGUCGUGGAGGAGAUGCUGGAGCUGUGCCGCAAGGCGCACGCCGAGGCGAGGAGCGCCGCGCCCGACGGGUCGCGGGAGGCCCCGAGGGCGCCCGCCGCCAAGCUGCCGGCCACUUACAGGCAGCCGGUCGGCGUCAUCGGCACCGCGGAUCUCGCGAGGUUCGGCUGCAGCAGCGACAGGAUGCUGGUCUCCUGCUACGGCGACAUAUUUGAUGUCUCUGGCCGCCCCGACUUGUACGGAAGCGGGAAGCUCUCGUGGCACGCUGGCAAAGACAUCACCUGGGUGGUUGUCACUGGUGACGAGACUCCUGGCAACUGCAACAGGUUUUACGACAUCUUCAAGCUGGACCAGGACCGGCUGGCAAGGUUUAUGCAGAUAAUAUGCUGGAAGUUGGUGUCGUUGGAGGACGAGUUCGGCGAGCCAGUGGGGCGGCUGGAGCCCUUCAUGAAGGAGGACGAGCUGCCGCCGCCCCCGGAGGGCCCAGCCCAGGAGUGCAGGCAGCAGUAAAAGGGAAAGUUGCGCGCCUCUUCUCGCGGGUGGCUGCGGCCUUCACCUGCCAGAAAGAGUCCUGGCCGUUUCAACCGCUGCCUGCUUUUCGUUGCUCAGAUGCUAGCAGCAUGUGAACAUGCACGCGGUCAGCUUCGAGCGCGAGCACAUGUACGCAUGUCUUCGCUGGCUAGGACGUGCGUGUUGUCGUCUCUUUCUCCGCUCCGCCGUCGCGACGAAAUCUUGCUCGGAAGUUUGUUUAGGAUGCCGCCCGACAUGAGGCUGGAUAGAUGACGUUUCUUUCCCGCUAAACGGCGCCGCUCGCGAGAGAGCACGGCGGCGUCGGCGACCAGGGGGGCGCCCUCUUUGCAGGCGUUCGGGAGGCGACCAGGUCUUGCAAGAG
Prorocentrum cordatum is the source of this 1153-nucleotide messenger RNA. Lineage: Eukaryota; Dinophyceae; Prorocentrales; Prorocentraceae. The record is from the annotation of a GenBank genome assembly.